AUAAAGACGUCACGUGACACUGGAGUGCGCACAACACACUCGAAUUUCCCUUCCCCCAUCAGCACAUAGCGGUGGCGCGAGGACGGCGAGGCACAGCUCGGCGGAAGCGCGGAUGAACGCCUUGCAAAAGAGCAGCGGGUAAAAAUAGAGCGUCGGCCAUCUCGCACAGCUGCAGAGAAAAACGAGAGGAACGCAGGAGCACAAGAGCGUGGGGGGAGAAAAGCGAAAAACCCUUCUGCCUAGCAACACACACACACACACACACACACACACACACACACACACACAGAGCCACGAUAAAGACCUCUGAUCUGAACCUCGCUCUGGUUUCUCCUUCUGGGGUGACCAAUAUGGGCAAGGAGGAGUCUGAGAGAAAGAAAAAAAAAAAGGAAGAAAGAAAGAAAGAGGAAAAACAAGACAAGAAGGUGGUUUUCGGGGGCCGGCGUCAGGACCGUUAAACGAUGUGGACAGGAAGGUGGAAUCGAGACGAGUCGACCUGCCAACACGUGCCGAUAAACACGAGGCACACCCAUGGGGAAGGCACUGUUAUCACCCUGUGCCAGAGGCAGUGCUAAGAAAGGUCCUUCGCCCUCUGAACGGAGCUGAGCAGAGGAACCAUGCAGUGCCGGCGGCGCCAUUGCUUCACCAGAAUCGUGGCCUCACUCGUAGCGCUCUUAGUCGGUCUCGUUAUCAUCCGUCAAUUCUAUCGGCCGACGAGGCAGAACGGACAAGUCACAAGCUUUCAUCAGGAACUUUACAAAGUUCUUCGUCAGAAAGACUUCGCGGAGCCUCUGUCGCCGACCAGGUCGCUGGCGAACGGUAGCCUCGUCUCAGUUCAGCCGGCGUCCAGGACCUUGCCGAGAUCGAACCGGAGUUUGGCCAAGGAGGAGAACGCGGAGAGCGUCCGCAAAGUCGAACCCUACAGGUACAUCCUGAACGAACCUGACAAGUGCAAGAGAAACGACACGUUCCUGUUGCUGCUGAUCCCCGUCGAGCCGCACAACGUCAAUGCCCGGAGCGCCAUCAGACAGACGUGGGGCAACGAAAGCCUUGGCAAAGGAAUCGUCCGCCUCUUUCUCAUGGGCGUGAAGAACGGCAUGUCAGAACACAGUCUCCGCUCGGAGAGCGUACAACAUCGAGACAUGAUCCAGCAGGAAUACAUCGACUCGUACUACAACCUCACCAUCAAGACGCUGAUGGGGAUGCACUGGGUGUCGAGAUUUUGCCCGAAAGCCAAGUACAUCAUGAAAGCCGACAGCGACAUGUUCGUCAACACAGAGUAUCUCGUCGAGAAGCUCCUUAAAUCCAACAUUCCCACAAAGAUGUACUUCACCGGGUACCUCAUGCGCGGCUACAAGCCGAACCGGAACAAGAACAGCAAGUGGUACAUGUCAAGCGAGUUGUACCCCAGCGAAAGCUACCCCACGUUUUGCUCGGGGACCGGCUACGUCUUCUCUGCCGACAUGGCCGAGAGGAUCUACAACACGUCCCUGAGCAUACGCCGGCUGCAUCUGGAGGACGUCUACGUCGGACUCUGUCUCGCCAAGCUCAACAUCGAGCCCAUACUGCCACCCAACGAGUUCCUGUUCAACCACUGGAAGGUUUCCUACUCCAGCUGCAAAUACAGCCAGCUGAUCACGUCGCACGAAUUCAGGCCCAGUGAGCUGAUCAAGUACUGGCAGCACCUUCAGAUGAACAAGGACAACGCCUGCAAAUUGGCCAAAGGUUAGAAGCUUAAGGACUUCCGAGACACAGGUUCUGAGCAAGACGGCUAACGUUCCUGUUCGGUUCCUCCACAGUCCAGCGCUAUGGAGAAGAUGGGGAUUUAAUCGGACCGCCAAAUUUUUUUGUUUUCAAGUUCAGGAGAGCAUGAAGAUAAUCCAGGACCGAACGCUGUUUAAGUGCUCUUACGUGAUCGCCCAAACAUUUACCUGAGAAAAGAUAGAAGGACGUUUGAACUAUUUAAGCAUCACUAAGAUAUUAUAUUUUCACUCGACUCACUUUUUUCCCCUCUUUUUCUCCACUUUUUUUUUUGCAUUCAAUCAGCAACAUGUGCCUCCAAAUCUUCUCCUUAUUUCUAUAAUUUCGGCAAAAGUUUUCUAUGCACUCAAAUCUUUCUCUGGCUCACUUCUUUUUCUUGGGGAAAACAAAAACAACAGCUGCUCAAAGAUGUGUAAAUAAUAAAAAAGGGAAUGAUGAGA
Molecule: messenger RNA, 2201 nt
Organism: Silurus meridionalis
Lineage: Eukaryota; Metazoa; Chordata; Actinopteri; Siluriformes; Siluridae
Product: beta-1,3-galactosyltransferase 2
Exons: 2
Coding region: 618-1730 (370 amino acids)
Cellular component (GO): membrane
Molecular function (GO): N-acetyl-beta-D-glucosaminide beta-(1,3)-galactosyltransferase activity
Source: RefSeq, a predicted model, not a curated record